GUCUGAUAUAUUUGUGGGGAAUCAUGAAAAGCAUGACUUUAAUGAUGUCUUAUUAUAUAAUUUAUAAAAUAAAGUAUUGGCAUUACCAAUGUAGGACAAUAAACUUCCAAAAAUAGUUUUGUUAAGUUGGUAGUAGUAGUAUUGUAAUCUCAAGUUUAGUUUUAUGGUUAGAAAUUAGAGCUAUGGUGGUAGGACUUGGGUUAGGGAUAGGGUUAGUAUUGACAUUAGCAAGUCAUAUGUAGGCUAUAUUCAGCUAACUGCCAGUAAUCUAACACUCCUUUUUAAAAAGUGUCUAUUAUUGUGCCAGUAUCACACACUGGCAUACAUUAUAAUUUUUCAUCAUUACUGUCUUUAAUUCCAUUCUAUUGAUUUUUUCAGUUGUUUUUCAUUUUUUAUAAAAUUAUUUGCUAACGUUUUGUUAAAAUCAUGUACAAGUAGGAUGUUUAGGCUUAACUUAGCACUAUUGUGAAUCAUUACAACUUGACUAUCAUCCAUCAUUAGGUGCUACAUAUCUUGAUUGACAAAUUUUCAAUGGCCGGGGUUGUGGUAUGGGCAUUUUCUAAUGACCGAAAAUUGUGGAGCCCAUAUGACCCAAAAGUUUCCCAGGAAAUAGAAAAUGCUUAUAUCAAAGGAAAUCAGAAACUGAAUCUGGGCACAAUAUCACAAGCUCUGGCUCGCUAUGAGAUUGAUUUUGUUGCAUUUACCCAAACACAGUUAAAAUCAGGAAAAUGUCGAAAAAUUGUAAGACGAAUACACCCACUAGGAUCUGCAUUGUAUCAAGGAGUUGUAUGGGAGUUUGAAGGGGAUAAUCCAUCACAAUGGUUGACCUAUGACCUGGAUACAAUUGAGUGCAUUGAGGAUCACCUUAUUAAAAAUUUACUAGUUUUGGACCUCUCCAGAACACAGGCACUACCCUACAUUAUUGAUCUCAAACAAAUGAACCAGACCAGAAAAGAUACAGGAAAUAUACGAAAAAUUCGACGUCGGAUAAUAAAUCAAGCAUAUCCAUUAGAUACUCUAAACCUCAGUGUAAAUACUCAACAGACAGGUCUGAGUGCCUCUUACAACCAAACCCCAUUGGUAACACAUGCUCAAGGUUCACAGGCACAGGGCAAACAAAAAAGCAAAGGCAAAUCAAGAUACCAUCCAUACAGUGGCAGUGCUCACACACUCAGCCAGCCACAGCAAGCUGCAGCCCACCAUCAGACCGCAACCAGCUACUUGCAUACACCAAUGACAGUAACUGUAAAUGGGGGUUUGCCCCAUUCAGCAAUGCACUGUUCUGUUAACCCACUUCAGGGAUUCACACAGGUGUCAGCAGCUCAAGUUCAUCACUUCACUACAAAUCUUUCAAACCUGUCUGCACUCAACGGCUACUCACAGUUACAACCUUCCGCAAGCUACACACCUCCUACAGAAAGCUUACCCAGAAGCCACAAAAUACAGAUCGACAGCUCACUACGUUCUAAAGCCAAGUCAGGCCUAGAAGUUCUUGGCAAGUACAUGCUCAAAGUGGACCGUGACCUGGACAAGCACGACUGCUCCAUCUGUUGUGACCAGCUCAGUCAGCCCUCCAGCUAUGGGGACGGUCACCCAGAUGCUGGGGCUGCAGUCAAGUUGACUAAAUGUGGACACCAGUUUCAUAAACUUUGUUUACUGGAGAUGUACAACUCCACUCACAAAGAUGACAGUUUACAGUGCCCUAGUUGUAAAACUAUAUAUGGUGAAAAGACUGGUAUCUGUCCCCCUGGCUACAUGCAGUGGAACAUCCUCCAAGGACUCCCCCUGGCUGGCUACGAAGAUUACGAUACAAUUUGUGUUUCUUACCACAUAUCCGCUGGGAAACAGGGCCCUGAGCACCCUAACCCUGGCCAACCAUACUCAGUAAGAGGUUUUCCGAGACAAGGAUUUCUGCCAGACAAUGACAAAGGCAGAAAGGUACUAAAGCUUCUAAUAGAAGCUUUUAGACGUCGCCUUAUGUUUACCAUUGGUACAUCUCACACUACUGGUGAAGCCAACACAGUGACAUGGAAUGAAAUUCAUCACAAAACUGAACCUCAUGGCAACCAGCUGGGUCAUGGCUACCCUGACCCCAAGUAUCUAGACAAUGUUUUAUUAGAACUGGCAGCUCAUGGGGUUACAGAAGAAACAUCUACCAGCUAGGUCAAAGCCUUAUGUGUGUUCAGUGUUCUUUAAAUAGCAGCAAACGUUUCAGUCGUACAGCAGUUGAGGGACAAUUCUGAAUGUAAUAAUGUGAAUUGGUGUCUGGUGAAUGCCAUUUUAUUCACUUUGAUAUGUUAUAAUUUUUUCUUAAAGAAUUGCAGUAGCAUUCUUAUGCCCAUUGGAUGUGAAUAAAAACUCCUAAAAUGGAAGGUUAUAGUGCCAUCAGAGUACAAGAUCUGUUCUGUAAAUUAGUGAUUUUUAAUACUAUUUAUUAUACUCUCACUUUUUAACUGAUGUCUGGGUUAUUAUAAUAAAUAUGCAAAAGUGUUUUUGUCUUGAAUGUUUU
Molecule: messenger RNA, 2509 nt
Organism: Physella acuta
Lineage: Eukaryota; Metazoa; Mollusca; Gastropoda; Physidae
Product: E3 ubiquitin-protein ligase DTX4-like
Biological process (GO): protein ubiquitination; Notch signaling pathway
Molecular function (GO): zinc ion binding
Source: RefSeq, a predicted model, not a curated record